GUCUCGGAGAUUGUUGCUGUUGAGAAUCCAGAGAGACCAGGAGUCAUCAGCCCAAGUUUCAGCCAUAGCUUGCCUGAGUCGCCUCUCUUUCUCUCUCUCUCCCACACUCUCUCCCCAUAACAUUUAUCCAAAAUGCAGCUGUCUGCCCUCUUUGUCUCCCUGCUGGCCGUCGUCGCCCAGGCCGCUCCUGCCGGCGAGCUCGAGAAGCGCUCCACCACCUGCGGCAGCACCUACUACUCGACAUACCAGAUCAACGCUGCGCGUAAUGCUGCCUGCAUCCACAUCCGAGCCGGCACCACAGCUGGUGGCUCGACGUACCCUCACGCCUAUAACAACUAUGAGGGCUUCCGAUUCCCCAUCAGCGGUCCUUAUCAGCUCUUCCCUCUCCGCACCAGCAGCGUGUACAACGGCGAAUCGAACCGUGAAGGCGCCCCUGGCCCUGACCGUGUCAUAAUCAACAGGAACUCCUGCGAUAUUGCUGGCCAGAUUACCCACACUGGCGCACCGGGUAACGCCUUUGUCGGCUGUUCCGGCACCUAUUAA
Molecule: messenger RNA, 543 nt
Organism: Sodiomyces alkalinus F11
Lineage: Eukaryota; Fungi; Ascomycota; Sordariomycetes; Glomerellales; Plectosphaerellaceae
Product: ribonuclease-domain-containing protein
Exons: 2
Coding region: 133-543 (136 amino acids)
Molecular function (GO): RNA nuclease activity; RNA binding
Source: RefSeq, a predicted model, not a curated record